Molecule: messenger RNA, 1654 nt
Organism: Gordionus sp. m RMFG-2023
Lineage: Eukaryota; Metazoa; Nematomorpha; Gordioida; Chordodea; Parachordodidae
Product: rab-like protein 6
Exons: 10
Coding region: 59-1471 (470 amino acids)
Cellular component (GO): nucleus; cytosol
Molecular function (GO): GTP binding; GTPase activity
Source: RefSeq, a predicted model, not a curated record
UCUCAGUUUACCUAUCAAUUCUCAGUUUAGUUACACCGUAUCAGUAUCAAUGUGCUAGAUGUUAGGAGCUUUUAAGAAGUUAGUUGUAGCACAAAAUUCUCCCACACUUAAGUCACCUUCUCCAAAAUCAGUAGGAAAUGGCGCAAAUAUUCAGACGAUGGGGCCAAGUUUGCAGCAGAAAUAUUCUCGUGGAGUCCAUUAUAAUAUGAAAAUUUUGGUUAAAGGGGAUAGAAAUGUUGGCAAAUCUUGUUUAUAUUAUAGAUUGCAAGGAAAAAACUUUAUUGAACAAUAUACACCUACUUCAGAAAUUCAAAUUGUAAAUAUCAAUUGGAAUUACAAAAAUACUGAAAAUAUAGUCAAGGUUGAAAUAUGGGAUGUUGUUGAUAAGGGUAAAAAAUUAAAUGCCACGUUUAAUCAUACCCAGAAAUGUAGUUUAAAAUUACAAAAUGAUAAUAUACCUGACAAAUUAUUAAAUGGUGAGGCAACACUAGAUGCAGAAUUAAUUGAUGUAUACAAGGGAGCACAAGGUGUUAUUAUAAUGCUGGAUAUUACUAGAAAAUGGACACUAAAUUACAUGAAAAAUGAAUUAGACAAAAUUCCAUUUGCUAUCCCAAUCUUGAUUCUUGCCAACAAAAAAGAUUUACAGCAUAAAAGAGCAAUUGAUUUUGAAGAAAUAACAUCCUAUAUCAGGGAGAGACAAAAUGUUUCAUCUCACCUUGCAUCUACUCACAUUAAGGUUAUAGAAAGCUCAAUGAAAAAUAACUUUGGACUAAAAUAUAUACACAAAUUUUUCAACCUGCCAUUUCUUGAAUUACAGAGAGAUACCCUCUUGAGACAAUUGGCAACAAAUUCUGAAAAUAUCCAGAUUAUAUUGGAAGAGUUAAAAUUUCAUGCCCAAUCUUAUGAACAAAAUUACGACACGUACAUUGACAGAAUUAAAGGUUCAAAAAAUAUAAGCUAUACAAAUGACACUAAAGACGCUAAUGAAAUUAAUUCAAUGGAAAUCUCCAGCCAAAAUAAUCACAAUAUUCUUAUAGAUAAAGAUAACCAUGCCAAUAAUGUUAAUAAAAUAAGCUUUGCUUCCGUAUUGCAGGAUCCAACGCUAGCUGCCUCAUCCUCAAUCUCUCCUGAUUCGCCUAAAGUUCAAUCGAAAGCCAUUAAAACCCAACUUUUAUCAACUGACCAAGUGAGAACAUCUUUGAUUGAUGAAAAAGUUAAUUCCAAUCCUAGCCAAGAUACCCAUAACAUUAAAUCCAUCAAUUCCUAUACUUCGAACCCUCUUGAUAAUUUUAUUCCAGCCGAAAAUAUAGAUUAUUCCUUUUUUGAAUCUGAUAAUCUUCAAAUCAAUGAUCAUAAAGCAUCUCAUAAAAUUCGCAUUGACGAUGACUUUGCCACCGAUGACGAUACUGAUAAUAUAUCACUCGAUCCUAACCCCAUGGUCAUGAUCUAUCAAGAGGACUUAGAUGAUUAAAAUAGUAUUAAAAUUUAAAAAAAGAUGUCCGAUGAAUAUCAAAAAUACUUAAUUUUUUUGGAAAAUUAGUUAAAGGGAAUCAUUUGAUUUGUAUGUCAUAAAAUGUAUUUAUAUAUAAUUUAUAAAUAGAAUUAUAAAUUAAUAUUAUUUUAUAUAAAUUUUAUACCUAUUUAUACAAUAUAC